AUGCCGUCUUGCAGGAGUCAGAGACAAACAUAUCGUCAGUCAGACGCCAGAAAGUUUGUCCCAAGUAACUGUGGUGAGGGCAUGACUUUUGCGGAGAUGCAGACCUCUUGUGGCCAGCAAAGGCACAAUUUUCAAUUCAACAAGAUACCAUCAAAAGAGUGCCAAAAGGUCGGAUUAGAGGGGCGCAAAGUCCCCUGCCGAGUGCCACAAGAGGAGUUCAACCAACGAAAGGCAAUGCCGAAGCGGCCAAAAUGUCUGGUCUCUUCAGACAAACCGGGAAACUGUACACACCCAACGAGCAGCGGUAUUGUUUACAGAGAUAAGCUGGGAGUUAUGCUGAAGUUGAAAAGGAGAACGACCAACGCAGAGGGAGGAGAUAACCUCUGCUGCAAGACCUGCAGACAAAAGGAUAGCAUCAAUCCAUCUUGUCUUGGCUCGGUGCUAACGUGUAGUCGCGGUGCGACCACCUGUUUGCACGCGUUUUUCUCCCGUCGGCAUUAUUUGACUCGGCUCUCCAUUUUUCAAUUAUACCCGAUCUGCUCUUCUGCCGCAUUUGCCCAACCCACGACUGCACAUGUGCCCGCUGCAAGUGUGCAUAUGUACUGGCGGUAUCUUCUUUCGCCGUCCAGUCAAAGCCUCUCCGUGGGCGUCUGCCAAAAGGGCUCUCUUCCCGUAUCCACCGGAUCCUGGCAGCCCCCUUACCCCUACACGAGGCUACCGGCUUCCUUGCCCAUUCCCUCGCGCUGGCCCGCCCCCUCUUUUCCCGCUUCCUCCACCUCCCCAGCCUCCUCUCGGCGUCCCUCCAGUCCGGCGGCAACUCUUCGUCUAGGCCCAUUCUGGAAGCAGUUGCCGGGACGCCUGAAGAGCCAGCCUCGGUCUACUGAAGCCGGUUGA
Molecule: messenger RNA, 894 nt
Organism: Protopolystoma xenopodis
Lineage: Eukaryota; Metazoa; Platyhelminthes; Monogenea; Polystomatidea; Polystomatidae
Source: the annotation of a GenBank genome assembly